GUUUUGGAAAUCGGCAUGUUUUCCAGUAAGCUGGAAAGCUUUGCUCACACUGUCCCUUUUCCACCAACGCAUCGCUUGACAUCUGAAGAAGUGUUUGACACAGAUGGAAGACCAAGAGUUGACAUUUUGAAGAACCAUUUGAUAAAAGAAGGUCGAGUGGAUGAAGAAAUUGCACUUAGAAUCAUCAAUGAGGGUGCUGCAAUAUUACGGAGGGAAAAAACUAUGAUAGAAGUUGAAGCUCCAAUUACAGUGUGUGGUGAUAUUCAUGGCCAGUUCUUUGAUCUAAUGAAGCUGUUUGAAGUGGGAGGAUCACCUGCUAACACAAGAUACCUCUUCCUCGGUGACUAUGUAGACAGAGGUUAUUUUAGUAUAGAGUGUGUGCUGUACUUAUGGGUCCUGAAAAUUCUCUAUCCAAGCACAUUAUUUCUUUUGCGAGGCAAUCACGAAUGCAGACACCUAACAGAGUAUUUUACCUUUAAGCAAGAAUGUAAAAUAAAGUACUCAGAAAGAGUCUACGACGCUUGUAUGGAAGCUUUUGAUUGUCUCCCUCUUGCUGCUCUUUUAAAUCAACAGUUUCUUUGUGUUCAUGGUGGACUUUCACCAGAAAUUAAUACACUAGAUGACAUUAGGAGAUUAGAUAGAUUCAAAGAGCCCCCAGCAUUUGGACCAAUGUGUGACUUACUGUGGUCAGAUCCUUCAGAAGAUUUUGGAAAUGAGAAUUCACAAGAGCAUUUCAGUCACAAUACAGUCAGAGGAUGCUCAUACUUUUAUAGCUAUCCAGCAGUUUGUGAAUUUUUGCAAAAUAAUAAUUUGUUGUCAAUCAUUAGAGCACAUGAAGCACAAGAUGCAGGUUAUAGAAUGUACAGGAAAAGUCAAACUACAGGGUUCCCAUCAUUAAUAACAAUUUUUUCAGCACCUAAUUACUUGGACGUCUACAAUAAUAAAGCUGCUGUAUUAAAAUAUGAAAACAAUGUGAUGAAUAUUCGUCAGUUCAAUUGUUCUCCUCAUCCUUACUGGCUACCAAAUUUUAUGGAUGUUUUCACAUGGUCUUUGCCAUUUGUUGGAGAAAAAGUAACAGAAAUGUUGGUGAAUGUUUUGAGCAUUUGCUCUGAUGAUGAACUGAUGACAGAGGGAGAAGAUCAAUUUGACGUAGGUACAGCUGCCGCACGGAAAGAAAUAAUCAGAAACAAAAUUCGUGCGAUUGGCAAGAUGGCAAGAGUCUUCUCUGUUCUCAGGGAGGAGAGCGAAAGCGUGCUGACACUCAAGGGCUUGACUCCCACUGGAAUGUUACCUAGUGGAGUGUUGGCCGGAGGACGCCAGACCCUGCAAAGUGCCACUGUAGAGGCAAUUGAGGCUGAAAAAGCAAUACGAGGAUUCUCUCCGCAACAUAAAAUCUGCAGUUUUGAAGAAGCAAAAGGUUUGGAUAGGAUCAAUGAGAGAAUGCCACCGAGAAAAGAUGCUCUUCAGCAAGAUGGUAUUAAUACUAUAAACACCACAAAUGCCAAUGGAAACAAUGGGACUGGCAACAACAAUGCACAGUGACCACCUCCGCGCCCGGUUUCCUCCCUCCUCUCUUGCCUGAGAAUUCCUAAAAUUUACUGCUUUUUUGAUGUGACAACAGCCGGGAUCAGCCAGGGGGAUCCAUGGCUCCCAGUGACUACUUGUACCACCAGGUGGGGAGACCCUCCGGCUGGAUCCUCCUCCCCAAGACAGACCAUCCCAUCGUGGCGCUUUGGAGACAACAGCCCCUCUCUCCGACGUGGUGGCCCGACCUCCUGGGAGCGAGAGCCUCCUCCUCUUCCUCCUCUUCCUCUUCCUCCUCCUCCUCACCCCAGACCCCCAUCGCUGGCUGCCGGAGCCGCAGGAGAGAUCCGGGGAAAGCCCGGGGCUGUUCUCGCUGAAGCACACCUAGACUAGCGUCUUAUGCUUAUCGUUGUCAACACUUUUAAGUUUACAAAAAUGGGAUUUUUUUUUUUUUUUUUUUUUUUUUUUUUUUUUCAGUAGAGGUAGUUUGUUUGUUUGUUUUGUUGUUUUGUUUUUUUUUUUAAAAAAAAAAAAUCAGACUUUUAAGUACAACCCUAAGAGCUAACUAUUUAUUAACGGACAUCGGUUUCAUAAAAUGUCUUUAAAACGAUAGAUUAGAAUGGUCUUAAAAUAUCUGAGGCUGCAAAAAACUGUGUUUGAAAUAGACGGAAAAAAUGCCAAAAAAAAAUAUAAAAAAAAAUCUCAGUCGGUCGUUCUGUAAAAUGCUGACCUCAGGUUUACUCCUUAGAUGUUGCUAAUUCUAUAUUGUAUUCACUGUAUUUUUUAGUUACAGCUUAUCGGAAGAUUUCUAUGUAGGAAUGUUUAUUACUUGAACACAGAUUUAAAAAAGAAAAAAAAAUAUUUAAUUUAGAAACUUUUUUGCCCAGCUUUUUCAAGACUCUUCCCCACCUUGACUUUUAAAAAAAAAAAAAUAAAAAGUAAUUAUUAUAUAUACUAAUUUUAAAAGUAAGGAAAAUUAUGGAAGUGUUAAUUUUAAGGUACUUUUAAUUGAACUUUGUACAUUGUUUAAGUACAUUUUGAUUCAUAUCAAAGUCUGUAAAGCUUGGCAUUGUAUUUUGUGUAAUGCAUGUUUUCAUUUGGCAAAUAUUUAAUAUAUAGACCUACGAUGUACAUCUCUAGGUUACCUAGAUGUUAUUGGGUACUUUUAGUUUCUCGUGAGUAUUAGGGUUGCAUAAUUAGCUACUAAUCACUGGGCUGAUUGGCUGCGAGCUUCUGGUUUCUGUUCCAACCCGGGGAGGACCCUGAGACUGUGCGGGACGUCCCUUCUCUUUUCUUUUUUUUGUUCAGGCGAAGCAGCGUCGGCACUUGCUCUGUUCAACUGCUUGAGGCAUUAGUGAAAGUGUUAAACUCCAGACUGCAUGUAUUUUGGUAUCUACGGGACUGCUUGGUUACAAUAAUAAAAAAAAAAUAAUGGAAGCCCUGUGCUGAUUUGUUCCCAACCAAUGGACUGUACUGAUUGCCACUGUACUUUGCGAUAUAUUUUGACAUUUGCUACGUGUCCUUCUCGUCCCCUGGAACACAACUUGAAACUUCUGUCACUAGAGUUCAUCUCCCCUUUGGUUUUGGUUUUUUUUUUGGUUGGUUUUUUUAAUUAUUAUUAUUAAUAUUAUUUUUGUUUGCCAUAAAGUACAACCUGUACAUACCCCUCAGUUGGAAAUUUUAUGCAUGUUCUGAACUAUUCAAGUAUUUUAUAAACGGUAGCACACAAUAAAUUUUGUGCAUGGGCUGCGGCUCCUA
Molecule: messenger RNA, 3282 nt
Organism: Calidris pugnax (ruff)
Lineage: Eukaryota; Metazoa; Chordata; Aves; Charadriiformes; Scolopacidae
Gene: PPP3CB
Product: protein phosphatase 3, catalytic subunit, beta isozyme
Exons: 14
Coding region: 16-1542 (508 amino acids)
Biological process (GO): calcineurin-mediated signaling
Cellular component (GO): calcineurin complex; cytoplasm
Molecular function (GO): calmodulin-dependent protein phosphatase activity; calmodulin binding
Source: RefSeq, a predicted model, not a curated record